AUGUCAUUUGAUAUGACUGAUGAGAAAUUUAGAGUGGUAGACCUCCAAGAUAGUUUAGCUCAACACUCUCAAACAGAGUUAUCCGUUUGUAAGCUAAGGGAGUCUCUUGCCAUGCUUCAAUAUAGUACAAACACAGGUAAACAUGUUUGUGUUGUUUGGAUGAUGGAGAAUGGUGUUCAAAGAUCAUUUACAAAACUAUUCAGCGUUAGUGCCCCACAUGGGUCAAUGACAAUAUUGGGAUUUAGGAAGACUGGCCAACCUAUAAUUGAAGUGAAAGAUGAUCUUUCUGAAUUGAGUGACCUUGCUGUAUAUGAACCCAAUUCGGAAGUGAAGAUGAAUGAUCUUGAAAUUUGUGGAAGAAGCAAUUUGUUCUCUGUGAAUUCUUACAUGGAAACAUUACUUUUGCUGGUUCGGUCUAAUUAA
Molecule: messenger RNA, 423 nt
Organism: Lactuca virosa
Lineage: Eukaryota; Viridiplantae; Streptophyta; Magnoliopsida; Asterales; Asteraceae
Source: the annotation of a GenBank genome assembly